Molecule: messenger RNA, 3527 nt
Organism: Venturia canescens
Lineage: Eukaryota; Metazoa; Arthropoda; Insecta; Hymenoptera; Ichneumonidae
Gene: Yod1
Product: Yod1 deubiquitinase
Exons: 3
Coding region: 441-1424 (327 amino acids)
Biological process (GO): protein deubiquitination; endoplasmic reticulum unfolded protein response
Cellular component (GO): cytosol; nucleus
Molecular function (GO): cysteine-type deubiquitinase activity; protein binding
Source: RefSeq, a predicted model, not a curated record
CUGGGAUACGAAAACACUACUAUCUUUGCUUUGUUUAGUAGACCAAAACUCUUGUGUUUCGAAUCGGGUUGAAUAAUAGUAAUAUACACAUGUCACGAAGUCCAUGACCAAUGGAUUUAUAAAUUGUAAAAGGAAAAAAAAGCCGCGAAAAGUGUGAUUAAACGACGGGAUAUGUUUAACAGCCGUUCAAAGUCACGAAUUACGUGGAGCUAUUACUCGUCAAUUAGCUGAUCCUAAAAUCCAUCGGUUGGGAUCGAGUCCACCGAAUUCAAGAUUUUAAAAAGUUCUAAGUUUAUUAGCAAAAAAACAAAAAAACAGGUGAAAAUCAUUGGAAUCGAUAAUAAUUAUUUCGUAAAUCUCAAAAACUUCGGACCUUCUUCCUCUCCUCCAAGCGUUACGAAAAAGUGUUACAUAGUUUUUCUUCAGCCUGCGAGAACGAUAUGGCUGGUUUCGUUCUGCGAGUAAAAACGAAAUCGGGACAAAAGGUGGUAAAGGGUUUGAAGCCCACAGACCGUGUUUCCUUACUGAAAGAUAAAUUAUCGGACAUAACGGGUAUUAAGAACGAUAUGAUACAUGUACUAGUCGGUUUUCCACCAAAACCAUUGGACCUCAAUAACGAUGAUUUGACGCUUAGCGAAACCAACAUAACCUCCGGUGAUACCCUCAUAGUUGAAGAAAAAAUACGAAUAAUCGACGAAAAAUCAAAUCUUACGGCUGUAAAUAAGAAUAUCAAGAGCAUUACGAACGAGGACAACGACGACAAUAAUUUGCCGAGGUCUCAUAUCGUAAACAGCGACAGUUUCGCCGAUACACCUGGUAUAUUGAUGAAGAAAAUUGUUCCUGCUGACAAUUCGUGCCUUUUCACCAGCGUCGGCUACGUUCUCAAUGGAAAAAUCGAUCCUUCGUGUGCCAGUUACAUGAGAGAAAUAAUAGCCAAUGCUGUUGCCUCUGAUCCUGACGAAUAUUCUGAAGCUAUUUUGGGUCGACCUAACAGCGAAUAUUGCGAAUGGAUACUCAAACCUGAUUCUUGGGGUGGUGCCAUUGAAUUGUCCAUACUCUCUAGAUUUUAUGGUCUGGAGAUUGCUGUUGUUGACAGUAUUAACGCCAUUAUCAAUCGUUUCGGCGAGGAUCAACACUAUGCUCAGAGAGUUUUUCUUCUUUUCAACGGAAUCCAUUACGACCCUCUUUACCUUGAAUCACUGAAUGGUGGAAGCAUUCAAACGAUAUUUCUGACGGAAGAUGAUGGGGUAUUGGUGGCUGCAGAACAAUUGGCGCGGGAGGCAAAGUCUAGUCGGCAGUACACGGAUGUUCAAAAAUUUACGCUCAAAUGUAUGGACUGCGACGUUCAACUAAGCGGACAAGAAGCUGCCAGUCAACACGCCAAAGAAACCGGUCACGUGAAAUUUGGUGAAAUCGUCGCGUAGCCUGCUCAAAGAACAUGCAAUAGUCGAUGUUCAGAAGCUUAUGAAAACGAAAAAAAAGAGAUUAUAAAACCACCGUGUUUCUCGCGACGUUUGCGAAAUUGGAAAGCGUAUAAAUAUAUUUGUAUGUAUAAGUAUAUACAUACGUACACUUUUCUUUGAAAGUUAGAGCCGCUUUAAAAAAAAGACUGUAACGGGCGAUGGAACACAUUUAUCAUUAGACGACUCUGGUAAAUUAAUUAGUGAUAAGAGCAUUAACGUAUUCGAGCGAGCGUGCCAGUCAGUCGAUCAUCGGUAAACAUUCAAAAAAAGUAACUGUAAAGAGUCUAAAAGUUCUUUUCAAUUUGGCGAAAAAAAAUCUUGUUAAAUUUGCUGCCAAAACUUCAAAAUCUCUAUCGAAUAUUUUUUUGUAACAACGUUGUCGUCGUAAAUUUUCCCACCGAUCGAAAGAAUCAAAUUGAAAAGUUACGCGGCACGUUCGCUUUUUUUUUCCUUCGGCAAAUUACACAAUAUCAAACAGGUUAUGUGCGCAUUCUGAGCGUAGGAACUUCUUUUCUAUCACUGAAUACGCAUGGAGAUAAGACUUCGAUUAGACGAGGAAAUUCGGAGUCUGUGAUACGCAAUUGAAUUUCAGCGUAACUAUAGGUAUUAGGGUUCCUCGACAAACUUGUCAAUCACAGAUAUUGCGAUAGCAUAGCAUCCGCAAAAGUUCAAAAUUCUAUCUUGUUCAUACAUUUUUUUGGAGAAUUAUUUUUAGCAUUAUAUUUUGCUUGAAAAAAGUUCCUUAUAUUUGACGAGCGAGCACACAAAUCAUGUAACUUUUGAUGAAACGAUUCGGUAACGUAUAUGGGAAUGCGAUUUUUAUUAUGGCAGUGCACCCAAUUCUCAGUCAUUGUUUAAUCUUGGUAUCGAUCUCAUGAUACCUCAUUAAGGAAUCAUGUAAUUUUAUGCUGGCACAGAUAUACACACUGUUCUUUUUUGUGGUUCUGAAUUUUUGGUUUUUAUAAAAAACCGUAUUUUUCGUUUUAUACGGAUAAUUUUGUUUGGUAAAUUUUUUCUGGAAAUGUUGAAAAGAAACCUACUCCGUAUAAUGGUCAUUGAAAUGAAAAUUUGACAAAUAUGAAUGGCUAUAUAUCGAAAAUAAAUAUGAAAUCAUUGUAUAUUUCGGGUAUGGCAAAUAUUUUUUGUAAAGCAUCAAAUUAUAAUGGAUUUACCCAUUCAUUUAUCAUUCAUAAUUGACACAGGGUCUCCCCCUGAAUUUAGCUGAAAAUUGUUGUACGGAAUCAACAAAAACUUAAAUCAUGCGACUUAUUACUGAAAUAAUUAUCAGAGAAAAAAAUGAAUUUAUUUGCAAUAUCUUUUUGAUGUUUCGUUCAAAUAUGCACGAAAGAUUAACUGUCUCCAAUUCUUGAGUGGUAUACAAGUCUCUCUACUGUGACUACCGAAACCCGUGAAAACACAAUGUAUUUUCCGGAUGUUAAUUUGAAUAUUUUACCGAAAAAAGGUACAAUUUAAAAGUUAGUACAAUGAUUGUAAGCAUAUUAAAAUUUGUCUAGAUUUUGUUUUUUCAAAUUUGGCAAAGGUGUGGAACGUUUGGAAAUAUACUAUUUGACAUUAUUGCGAUUGCAAAUUACGAAAAUUAUAGAUUUUAUUUUCAAAUAAAUUGUGAAAUUCUAGCUCAACACGUAAUGAGUUCGAGAUUAAAAAAACUUACCCGUAUUUUGUAAUCAUUGUUUUCCUAUAUUGUUGAAGAGGGUGAACGCAUUAUUCGAUAAUUUAUCAGAUGCUCGUGAUCGCGAGGAAGAAAGAGGGUGAGAUAGAUCGAUAGAUGCAAGGUACGAAUAGAACGUUUCACAAAAAAGUCGAAUUAUCGACAGAAAAGGAAAUACUCGAUCUGUCUUUGGCGGAAUUAGUAACGCACUCAAAGCAAAAGUUGUGCAAAUUUUAAAACGAAACGUGCGGAAUCGACAUCUUACGGUUGCGUAGGUCUUAGUAGUCUUCUCAGAACAAUAUUUAUGUACUAAAUUUUCAUGAUCUCGCUCUUUAAUUCAGUUGCAAUAUUGAAUUAACGUUUAUGUGCAAAAUAAACAUUAUUUAUGGUUAAAA